CGACGUUUCCGUGUCCGGCAGACAUAUUGCUUACAGGAGCAAAUUCUCGACAGCUAGAAGUGGGAAAGGAUUUAAAAUUAAUUUACAUCGUCACCACUUGAUACAGUCAAACUACACAGGACACCAUGGAGCCGUCAGCCAGUCCGGCCAAGGAUAACUACAGGAUGAACCGCUACAAGAACAAAGCACUGAAUCCCGAAGAGAUGAGGCGCCGGAGAGAGGAGGAGGGCAUCCAACUCAGGAAACAGAAACGAGAACAGCAGCUUUUCAAGAGGAGGAAUGUGGAUAUUCUCAAUGAAGAGGAAGCCAUGUUUGAGAGUCCACUGGUUGACUCUUACCUCAGCUCUCCAGUAACGGAAGGAGUUAUUACCAGAGACAUGGUUGAGAUGCUUUUCUCAGAGGACCCAGAGCUUCAGCUCGCCACAACACAAAAGUUCCGAAAACUACUUUCCAAAGAGCCUAACCCACCAAUUGACGAAGUUAUAAACACACCUGGAGUAGUGGAGAGGUUUGUGGAGUUUCUGAAGAAGAGCGUCAACUGCACACUACAGUUUGAAGCUGCUUGGGCACUGACCAACAUAGCAUCAGGAACGUCCCUGCAGACAAAGACAGUGAUUGAGGCUGGAGCGGUGCCCAUCUUCAUAGAGCUGCUUAACUCGGACUUUGAGGAUGUCCAAGAACAAGCUGUGUGGGCCUUGGGUAAUAUUGCAGGGGAUAGUGCAGUGUGCAGGGACUAUGUGCUGAACUGCAACAUCCUUCCACCACUAUUAAUGCUUCUGACCAAAUCCACUAGAUUGACCAUGACAAGGAAUGCAGUGUGGGCUCUGUCUAAUCUCUGUAGAGGAAAAAACCCACCACCUGCUUUUGAAAAGGUGUCACCCUGUCUGCCAGUGCUGUCCAGGCUUUUAUUUAGCAGUGACCCAGACUUGCUGGCAGAUGCCUGCUGGGCUCUGUCCUACCUCUCAGAUGGCCCCAACGACAAGAUCCAGGCUGUUAUUGACUCUGGUGUCUGCCGGCGCCUUGUAGAACUACUCAUGCACACUGACUAUAAGGUGGCCUCCCCUGCCUUGAGAGCUGUCGGAAACAUUGUCACUGGAGAUGACAUCCAAACACAGGUGGUGUUGAACUGCUCAGCCCUGCCCUGUCUGCUGCACCUUCUCAGCAGCGCUAAAGAGUCCAUCCGCAAAGAGGCAUGCUGGACCAUCUCAAACAUUACGGCAGGAAACAGAGCACAAAUACAGACGGUAAUAGAUGCCAACAUCUUCCCAGUACUGAUCGACAUUCUACAGAAAGCUGAAUUCAGAACCAGGAAAGAGGCUGCCUGGGCCAUCACAAACGCCACAUCUGGAGGAACACCAGAACAGAUCAGAUAUCUGGUGAACUUGGGCUGCAUUAAGCCACUGUGUGACUUGCUGACCGUGAUGGAUUCUAAGAUCGUUCAGGUCGCUCUCAAUGGGCUUGAAAACAUCUUGAGGCUGGGUGAGCAGGAGGCCAAGCAGGAGAACAACGGCACUGGAGUUAAUCCUUACUGCAGCCUCAUUGAAGAAGCUUAUGGUCUCGACAAGAUAGAGUUCCUCCAGAGCCACGACAACCAGGAGAUCUACCAGAAGGCCUUCGACCUCAUCGAGCACUACUUCGGGGUAGAGGACGAGGACAGCAGUCUCGCUCCUCAGGUGGACCAGGCCAACCAGCAGUUCCUCUUCCCCCAGCAGGAGGCCCCCAUGGAGGGCUUCCAGCUAUAAGUCAGCAGCUCCCUCCUCUAAAAUACACCACUUACCCCCCUCUAUACCUUCCCAUCCCUUGGAGGGCCCCUAGAUGCCUGAGUCAUACUACCAUGCCCACUUCCCUGUUCCGCCACCACAAUUGUCCCAAAAACACAUACCCCCACUCUUUUGGAGGAAAGCUAAAACUGUCCGCUGUCCAGCCUAAAAAUGCCCGUCUUUCUUCAUUCAUCCAACCAGUGGACUGACUUCUUGCGGGGCAGACUCUUGUGUUUCCCGGCCAAGGGGAGCGCGGCACACAAACUCCAUUACGUUUAGAAGAUGACCACCUCAUAGCCCAAAGUGUGAGUCUGCCCUGGCUUAAAACGCACACACAGGCAUCUUCCUGCCAUUUGAUAGCUCUUAGAUUCUCUCAUUGGCAGUAAUGGUGGUUUGUUGGUAAAUGUCUUUAUAUACACUUUAAUUUCUUUUCCAAUGGGACAUUCCUCUUUUUAGGAUUCCCCAUGCAUUCCCAUGCAGAUUCUACAGGCUGGGGUGCACGAGGUGAAAUAUGCCCAGCUCUUGAUGUCACUCUGACUUAGUGCAAUUCAAAAAAAUACUUGUGAUCCUUUUUAGUUUGAUAUUUUUCCCCCCUAUCCCUUAUUUAUCUGCUCCUUUUUAAGUGCUUGUGAUUUUUUUUUUUUUUUUUUUUUUUUUGUUUCCUUUUCUUUAAUGGGAUGCGCUUGGCUUGCUACCAAGAGGAACCCUGAUCAGUGCGCUUAGGGCUGGCCUCCGCAUAUCUGCUGGUGGGGAAACAGAAUAUAGCGGGUUUAGAUGCAUAAAUGUCCACCCAGAGUUGCCCUGAGUCUGAUGCCCAAGCUAAGAAGUGUGAUUUUUUUUUCUCUCUCUCCCUCUCUCUCUCUCUCUAUCAACACUUUCUAAGGGGGGCAAAUUUGUUGGGGGAGGGAAUGGGUGGGAAGAAGUGUGAAACUUUAGAAAAUAGAAUCAUCUGAACAUAGGAAGGGCUCUGAAUGGGGUAUUGGUGAAUGGGACUGGGCUUUUAGAGGAUAUGUUUAAAGGUUUAAAAAAAAUCGAGGGUGGAAUAGUUAGAGAUCCAAUGUUCGUCGUGUGCUGUGUUCUUAAUAACAAUACAUUUGAAUUAUGAAGUGAUCUAACUAUUAAACAAGGCAUAGUUGGGGAUUUAGGGGGGAGAGGAGCCGGCGGCAGCAGCAGCAGCAAACCAAACUUAUUUUUAUAUUUAAAUACAUUCAAAGGAUGGCAGAUGUUUAAAGUAGGGUGAAAUACCUCUCGGAGUCAUGGAAAUUGCAUAAGACGCGGCGUUUAUAAUUUUGUGAUUUCACUGAACCCUAGUUUAAACGGGUUGCUGCUGGGUAGCUACUCCCUGUGCCCCUUUUCCCCUCCCUAGCUGUAUGUGGUAGGGUUUUUGCAUGGUGUUUUAUUACCCUGCCUACUGUCACUGAGUAUCCCUGGCCAAACACAGUAGGCGCAGACGGAGAACAGUGUGAAGGAAACACUGCAAGACAUUUCUGUACGCUUGCUCGGCAUCGCUCAUAAACACCAUUUGGGAUCGAAAGCAGGAACUGGGCCGCAACGAAUUGGUUUAGUGGCAUUAACAGUGAUAGUGUAGUGAUGGUGUUCUGUAUAGUGGUAGAGUUGAUAUAUAUAACCCAUGGCAUUCUGUAUCACUAUAUUUUGAAGUAUUGGAAUGACGGCUGAUAAUGAUAUUGCAUGGGUCCAUUGUGAUAUGUAUAGGUAUUGAUGUAAAUAGCCUACUCUCUGACUGGCAAGAAAAGUCUGUGCAGCUUCUUUGUCCCCUUGUGGGUCUAAUAACAACCAGAGUUUGGCUAGGGAUAUAUCUCAGAUAAGUGACAAGCCUAACUGCAACAAAAAUUCAAGUAUAAAUCUAUAUUUGAAUUUUGUGUAUUUGCAUUAUAUAUAGAUAUAUAUAUUUGCGCACACUUCAUGCACACUUGCAUACAACACCAGCAGACACUGUACACACACCUCACACAGAUGAGUGGCUAGCAGCAAGUAAAAUAGUUUCCAUAAUCUUUGGUGUCAAAAUAGUUAUUCUUUUCAUUUUAGUUUGAAAGUUACUUCUUUCCAAAUUGCGAAAAUAGCCAUUUUGGCUGUUGUAUUUGUUUCUGAGCACUUAUUACGUUUUCUUUAUUUCUGAAAAUGUCGCCCUUGGUUCCGUUUAUAAUUGAGACAGUUUUCUGUUUUAACUGAGACAAUGAGAAGAGAUGUUUCUUGAAGUUGGAAGCAUCUUUUGGAAACUUUUUUGUUGUUCCUAGCCACAUGACUUAUGAUGGUUUAAUUCGGCGUGUGAACCUUGACCUGGGAUCGGAGCUGGUCCCGGGUCAGCGUUCAGGCUUUGUGGAUGGAGCAGAACUGUGGUCGUGUGAUGUUUGACUGACAAGGCACUGUGUGAGGGAGAGGUUGAUUGACUCUAUGACUAUGUCCCAAUCAGAGUCUGGGAGCCCCUGUUCUGUGGAUUACUGAUGUAGCCCUAACUUAAACCUAAAUUAAUGAAGUUUCUCCUGGCAAAAUAUGACUGGAUCAGUCUGCUGAACAUUGUGUGUUGUUUUUUUGACUAAAAAAAAUCCUUCGUCUUUCUUGAGAGCAUGUAUUGGAUGCAGCAGUGUCUAUUUAUUUCCAUAUACUAAUAUUACACAAGCCGCCGACUUCCUGUGUCAGUACAUAAUGUCCUGGUCUGAGAUGUUGGUAUUACUUGCAGUGGUUCAAGCAUUAAUUCACAGAUGAAUACGUGAUUUUUAGAGACUGUCUUUUUUUCAUGCGUUUGAGAUGUUAUCCACAGAACACGCGUGCUCCCGGUAGACAUAAGAGGUCAAAUCAUGAAUAAUUGAGCAUCAAGAACUUACCUAUACAUGACCGAUGUGUAGAGCAGCAUUUAUAACUGAAGUCUUUGAUUUCACGGCCACUUCUGUGCUUGGCCUACAAAUAAUGCCAGAAUUGCAAAGUUUAAAAAAACAAACAAAAAAAAAUAAAUCAGUGCAUCAACCAGGAAAAAAAUAUUUAUAUUUCUGAAAACUGAAAAUGCACUCCUGUUCACAAAAGUGCCAAUCCGACCAACAAAGACUGGAGGUUCUUAUGUAUCUGUCUUUGACUUAAAGAUUUUUUCUUUUUAUCUUUUAUUUACUUGAAUGUGCACACAUUUUUGUGCAAAACAUUGCUGCUCUAUUUUCCUUAUCUUUAAAGUUACAUUAUUUGCCAUUGUUUCUUUGGAAAAGUGGCUUUCUUUACUGUGGGCACCUAAAUAUGGAAUUUAAUUAAGGAAGUCUAAUUGGGGAGGGAAAGGACUCUAUUACCUGCAUACAACUGAUUUUUUUCCAGCUACUUUGCAGCUACAGUCCAUUGCUGUAAUGGUCCCCACUGUUACAGUCUUCUGAUGGUUUUCACUGUGCAUAUAGCUAAGCUGCAAAUGUUAGGAAUCAAAGAGCUGAUUUCAUGCCGAAUACAGUAGGGCGUAACAUUUUUGAAUUUUCCUGAGGUUACAGCCUGCAGCCAGUCCCUCUUUGUGCGAAAAGGAAGUCUGCGCUGACGGACAUUGUCGUACUUAGAUGAGGCACACGAUGCAAAUUGUGGAAACUUUAACCGACUAUCAUAGCAGACAAUUGCAGGUACUAACCUUAUUGUCAAAGUUAGUUUACCAAAGUUUUUUUCUUCCUGUAGUCUGAUUGAAAUGAUUUACUCGUUUUGUUUUCAGUUGUUAUUGGCUUGUGUUGACCCAGUCAGAAUGACUGAGAGAUUGCUUCAGGCCAUUUAAUCUCGCUUCUUUUCAUUAGAAGCUGCAAUAGAUCAAUCCCUCUCUUCUAAGAUUUCUUUUCUCUCAAAUGUAUGUACUGUUUCAGAAAAUCAGCGAAAUAAUCCAGAAGACUGCAAUAAAUAUUGUUCAAAAUCAGGCACCCCCGGAGGCAAAAAUCCACCCACAUGAACAGCCCUCGCAGGUGACACUCCUUCCACCGGGUGGAGUGAACAGAGGCAACUACUUGACAUUUUUCUAAGAUAAAAUCUGGGAUUCAGAAAUAAUGCAGUGAUUUACAUUAAAAAGUGUUAUAAUUUAAACUAUAUGUAUGUUCUGAUACAUUGACAGGGAUUCAGAUGCAAUUCUAAUCACUUCUGAGAAGUGGAGAAAAAGCCUCAUUAGAAGUUGUCACAGGAAAACUAUAAAAUAGGAAGCGAGGAUACAAGCCUUUUCUGCUUUUUCUUGAUCUUUUUCCUGAUCAGGAUAUUCUGGGCUAUAUUUUUGGAUAAUUGUGUUUAGAGUAAAAGUUUGUCCUAGUCAGGCUGCAUGAUCAGGAACCUUGUUACCUGUAGGGGAUUGAACAGACAUCACGAAAUAUCUCAAAUCUGACUUGUCUUCCGUCCUAGAAGCUGUUCGUGUCUUUAUCAAAAUCUACAGCCACGCCUGGCUUAGUCAAGUAAUGUCUACGCUACAAAUGUUUACAAUGCUACAUGUUUGUUUAAAAAAAAAAAAAAAAAAAAAAAAAAGUACUUUUCAUAUGCCAUCACUGACCAGUCCUGAUGUGUUCUCUGCUCUGGUCCUCUCAUUUCUUUUACAUGUAUUUAUUUUCUCUAUUCUUGUUUAUGAUUUUUCAUUUGCUCAAAAUUACCCAUCUUAAACUGUGACUUGACUUGACUUUACCGACGGUAUGAAUGAGUGACGAGAAACUAAUACACUUCAACUGAACAUGCCACACAAACAUGAACAUGAAAAAAAUGCAUACAGGAAACAGCAACAAUAUUAAAACAAAUGUAAAGAAAAUAUAUUGAAUUUAAAAUUGUUCAGUGGAAGUACUGUUCAAAACAAAUAAAGUUAUGUUGCAACCCUUUAA
Amphiprion ocellaris (clown anemonefish) is the source of this 6577-nucleotide messenger RNA. RefSeq names its product karyopherin alpha 6 (importin alpha 7) (gene kpna6). The record is from RefSeq and is a predicted model, not a curated record. Gene Ontology annotation, cellular component: cytoplasm; nucleoplasm; nucleus. Gene Ontology annotation, molecular function: nuclear import signal receptor activity; protein binding. The transcript is spliced from 14 exons. The coding region runs from base 126 to 1742 and encodes 538 amino acids. Gene Ontology annotation, biological process: NLS-bearing protein import into nucleus. Lineage: Eukaryota; Metazoa; Chordata; Actinopteri; Pomacentridae.